Messenger RNA from Haliotis rufescens (red abalone), 4026 nucleotides. Its product is annotated as protein FAM81A-like. The record is from RefSeq and is a predicted model, not a curated record. The transcript has 6 exons. NCBI's taxonomy places the organism in Eukaryota, Metazoa, Mollusca, Gastropoda, Lepetellida, Haliotidae. Bases 332 to 1621 code for a protein of 429 amino acids.
UACCAUAUGUAUGGCAUCACAAUAGAAGUGUCCGGUACCUGCUAUCUCCAGGGUUGUGUGAUUGUGUUGAUAUGGUCUAUAUCACACUCUGUACAGCUACGCUCAACACACUGGUGAGCUGAUUGUAUGGUAAACCUUCCCUGGUCUUGAAGCAAUGGGUGGAGGUGUAGUGGGACAGACUCACUAGUGAUCGUCUCGGGUUGUUUGGGGGAGUGCACGCAGGAACAUGUCGGACUUCUAUACCAAGGCUAGCUUCCACUGAUAGCAACUGGAUCUUAUAGGAUAAUUUUUACAUUAAUAUUGUGAGGAGGUGUUCAACAGAGCCUCCCCGAUGAGUCUGACGACCACAAAGCGCAGGUUGCCGUAUAUCCGCGCCCCCUAUGACACCAAUCAGGAGUACACGGCCAUCAGCGUGGGGGGGAUGGCGUCCCCCCGCACCAUGCAAGCCCUCCCCCAGAUUGUGGAUGAACAGCAGUAUAUGCAGCAGCCAGUGCAGGUGAUGCAGCCCGCGGUGCAGGUGAUGCAGCCUGCUCAGGCUGUCCAGAGUGUCCCCACGGAGAUUGUGCGCUACGACAAUAGCCCUUCCCAUCACCACCUGGACAUGUUGGAAGAGAGGCUGGCACAGCAGGAACGCAACACUCAGGGACUCAUCGAGCGGGCAUUUAAGAUCAAGGAGGAUGUCAUUGAGAGUCUGAACUUUAGUCAGGGAACGUGGCAGGAUGAGAAGAAUGCUCGGGGACAUCUGCAGGAUCACAUUCGAAACAUCACCUCUGUGGUCAACAGGCUAAACCAUGAUAUAGCAGUUUUAGAAGAGAACAUCAAAGCCAGAGAUUCUGCAGCAUUGGGGACAAACAAUGCCGUCAAGAGCAUCGAGAUGCAUCAUGUCACCAGUUUGUCAGACCUCCGAGGUCGUAUUGUCCGCUGUGAUACCGCCAUCGCCAAACUGAGUGUGGACAUGCGCACGUCCUUCGAUUCCAUCCGUGUGUUGUCGGGUCAACAGCAGGAGCUGCAGUCACGCCUGAUGGAGCGCAUGCAUGGGAUAGAGUCACAGUUGGUGUCCAUGACGAACGCAAUGGAGAAGGUGACAGGCGAGAGUCGGAUCAAGUUUCAGCACUUGGAGGGGGACACAAACAAUAACCUCUCCAUGUUGGACAGUAAAACUCGACAAAUGAUUGAAGACUUGAAGAACACCAUCACAUCCGUCGCGGCAUCAGCCGAGGGUGAAAGGGAACGCAUGGAACAGAGGAUAAUCAGCCUGAUCGAGAAGGCCGGUGGCACAAGGGACCUCAUGAUUGAGAAGAUCGACAAGAAGAUUGACGACAAUAUGUACAUGCUGGAGGUACGCAUCCAGAAGCUGGAGGAUGCUCUGAUGGAAGAUCGCUCCCACUACACUGAUCUGCAGUCUCACAUCGAGAGUAAGCUGUUGGCGCGUAUCGAGGCUGACAUCCGGCGCCUGAGUGAGGAACUGGCCAAGUUGAAGCGUGAGUGCCGGGAGGGGUUUUCCACCGUCCACGAGAGCAUCAGCAACAUGAAGACUGUGAUGGAGGGGAGGCGGAAACUGUUGGAGGACCAGCUGAGGAAGGAGUUGUCGCAGAUCAGGAAGAUGGUGGUGCUGGUGUAGGCACGACGUCGCCACGCACAUUGACACUGUUCACGCCAAGCUUCCAAGACAGAUGCUGUGUCAGCUACCAUGGACAGGCUUGAUAUGACAGUAAUAGUCCCUCCUGAUGACAACCAGGUGUUGACUCCACGGCUAGGUUUCUAUUAUCAUGGAACACUCCCUCCAUGGGUGAACUUCCAGAAUUAUCAGUGUUGCUGUGAGGGUUGUUGACUAUCAAGACAUUUGAGACAUAGCUUUAGCAAUUGCCAAACAUGGAAACUAUGACCAAGAUAGUAACACAUUCUCAUGAAGUCACUUCCAUUGAUGAACUUGAAUAGUGUAAUCUGAUAUUGAUAUAAACAUUGUAAUAAUGUAAUAUCUGAUUUUAGCUUAGCCCCCAUCCUUACAAGCAAUGAAUAAAAACUAGAGCGGUGGCUCAAACUGGUGGCCGUAUAAUGACAAGGUGAUCUACUCUCAGUAUCGAUUUCGUUAGAAGGAGUUCUCACAUCCAUCUUUAACUGAUUGUGAUCGUUACAUCUCACUUUGGGUAGUGACUGAUUGAUGUGAAUUUCCACUUGAAUCACAGCAAGUUGAUUACAACUGAUGCAGUUGUGUCUGAUGCACGUUUUUCAAAAAUACAAUUAAAGUCACUUCAAAAACUAUCCUUACAAUUCAAUAAAGUUUUUGUUACACAUUGAUCAGACUUUGCAUCAGAUUGAUCAAUUGACCGGAAUACUCGUUCAGUCGCAGCCACUCAGCAUCAGUAAUAAUCAAGGGGAGUUAAUUUCAUGCCUUGAAGAGUUAUCCCCCCUUGACUGUUUCAUUUUCAGCAAGGGUCCAGAGAGAUUUCAUUUAAACUGUGAUAUUUUUAUGCAAGAUUAUCAGAGACACUUUCCAUAUAUCUUUGUUAUUACACUGUUUAUUUAUGAAAUAGAACAAUAGUGUAUAUGAUGCAUGUUAAUACUAUCAAAACAGAUUUAUUGUUAAUAUGUAAUAGUAUGCUGAAGUUAUCAAAUUUCAACAAAUUGUACAUCUUUCAUAGAAAAUUGUGAUAAAAACACAUAUUUAUGUUUCAGAUUUUGUCAGAUUAUCACUAUUUUCAAAAUCAUAGUCAUCUAUUUAUUAUUUUCUGGUUACAUAUUUAUGUUUAUAUUCUGAUGUUUGACAUUCCGUCCAGAUUAUGUGUCCGACAUUGUUGUACAUCUGCCUCAGCUUGUGAUGUCACAGAUCAUAUAUAUACACACUUAUUCAUAUAUGUUAUAUAGCAUAGAUACUUAUUUUUUUGUGUCACAUUAGGAAGGACAUCGGUUUGUGAAAAUUACUUUUGAUGUAAACAACACUCUUCCCUAGAAGUGAUUUUAUCAAUUCCACAAACAAACUGUCAACUCAAAUUUUCUGGACACCAAGAAAAUUUCAGCAUGUCUAAAUUAUGUGCUCACAAAAUCAUGUCUGCCAUUUGUUAUGAAAUGUGAUCACAGUUUGGCAAAAUGUCUGUUUCGUGUACUCUGCAUCUGUCAGUCAUAAUGUAUCCGACAAACCAGGAGGGUAGCCUGGUCAGGUCUUUUGUUCCCAACGUGGGUACCAUAUGUAAACCUGUUGUCAUGAGUGACCUCUGCAGUCAUAUUGGUGGUAUACUGCUAGUAUUAUGCAGGUCACUUUUGAGAAGUCACUAUGUAAUUAUGCCAAUCAUGUCCCUUUUCUCAGUCGUGUGGGAUGUAAGGGUCCUACUUUAUUGGUUGAUAAUGACCUUGACAAUAGGGUUCAAUCUGUGUUAUGGGUCAUUACCCUUGUAGACAUUGCCAACCAACAAAAUGGGCCCUUCCACGCCACGUUUAAUAACAUGGUGAGGAAAUGGGGUAGGAUUGACUUCUAAGCUUCUUCAUAUUUCAUUCUUUUUCCAAGCUUUCAUUACAGCAUUAAUGUGACUGCAGCAAGUCACUACAUCCUGAAAAGUUGCUGUAAAAAUUAGAUAUAACUUGCAAGAAUAUUUUAAAAUAAUAUCAUAUUGAACUUUGGAGAAUAUAUGCUUGCGUGAGCGCUGUCAUAGAUGGGUGCCCAAUCUUGUUACAUAAAGCAGAGGCCAUAUACACCAUGGUACAUACAUGGUCUCAGGUUGACAGCGUAGCUAGCUUGAAGAAGUCAUUUUCAGUUAUUCAUAAUUGUAAAGUUGUGCAUUACAGUAGGUAUGGUCUGCCUCAUUGAUGAAUGUCAUGUCUUCUAUAUUACUCAUAUAAAUCAAAAGAUACUCUAUAUCAGUAAAGGCCAAAUUGUUUUUGCAAUAGUAUCGGUUUUGAUUUCAGUGUAUAUACUAGAGAAAGAACAUAUUUAGGACCAAAUAUGCAUGAACAGUGAAAGGAUAUUGCAUUGUAUUUUGUGUGCCGUCAACCUUCCUAACUACUGUUUUCAAAAAUAAUAUUCAUGUUUUA